Messenger RNA from Carassius gibelio (silver crucian carp), 1362 nucleotides. RefSeq lists its product as uncharacterized. The coding region runs from base 30 to 1148 and encodes 372 amino acids. The transcript is spliced from 9 exons. NCBI's taxonomy places the organism in Eukaryota, Metazoa, Chordata, Actinopteri, Cypriniformes, Cyprinidae. The record is from RefSeq and is a predicted model, not a curated record.
AAAGCAGAAAGAAUAGAGACGUGUUUGAAAUGAAGAUGAUGCUUUCGUACCAGAGUCUGUCACUUUUACUGGGUUUUUUCUCAGUUCAAACGAAGGCAGGACGUGAAGUGAACAUAGCAACUUGGGGCACACCUGUUCAGUCGACGUUAGCUUUCAACUGGUAUCCCUCAAACGCUCUGGAUGGGUUGAGCUCCACCUGCACUCAUACAGCUCAACAGAGUGACCCGUGGUGGAAGCUGGACCUGAUGAAGACGUACAGCGUUAACAGAGUGACCAUCACUAACAGACUGGACUGCUGUAGCAGCAGGAUUAACGGGGCAGAGAUUCGGAUUGGAAACGAUUCUUCAGAUGUUUCAAACAAUUCAAUAUGUGCUGCAAUUCCUACUAUUCCAGCAGGAGCUACCUACAGCUACUCGUGUUCUGGGAUGGAGGGACGUUACGUUAUUGUGGAUAUUCCUGGAGCUUCACAGAUUCUGACUCUCUGUGAAGUGGGAGUCUAUGUGAUUUUUCCAGGUAAUUUGGCGACAGGAAGAACCGUCACACAGUCAUCAACCAUUAGCACCUGGUUUGCUCAACAAGCUAUUGAUUUCAAUCCAGGUUUCGUCCAGCCAUCAUCAUCGUGUUCCUCAACCACUGCUCAGACUAACCCAUGGUGGAGGGUAGAUCUGCGUUAUAUUUACAGAGUAAGUAGAGUUGUCAUCACAAACAGACUUGACUGCUGUCCAGAACGAAUAAAUGGAACGGAGAUUCGCAUCGGGAAUUCUUUGGAGAACAACGGCAACAACAAUCCCAUAUGUGCUGUGAUCUCUAGCAUUCCAGCUGGUGUUUCCUCCACCUACACCUGUAAUGAUAUGGAGGGUCGAUACGUGAAUCUGUUCAUUCCUGGAGAUUCAAGGUUUCUUACUCUGUGUGAGGUGGAGGUCUAUGGAGAAGGUCCAGUGCUGAAGAAGACCUUUCUGAAGAUGAAACUGAAGUCCAGUUCGAGUCUGUCUGAAACUGAAACGAGAGUCCAGCUCCUGUCACAGCUUCAGUCUGCUCUGGUGGAACGAGGGUUUUCUGACAUGACGCUGGAAUGGUCUCAACCGCCUGAAAAGGAAGUGAUACGGAAGGAACCUUCACCAGCUCAAUGCGCUCUAAGAAAGAGAUGAUGAUGAUGAUGAUGAUGAUGGGGAAACCCAAACUUUGCUUCGAUGUUUUUCAUUUACCUCCUGGAAUAUUCUCUAGUCCUCAAUGCUGGCCACAAUAAAGUUCUGUGUGAAUAUUUUAACUACUAGUUCCUGAAACUGAAUUUUGAAACAUGCAAAAUUAAUUAUGUAAAGUUGCUUUAAAGUCAUUUUUAUUUUAUAAAGUGCAAGUACUCGA